Messenger RNA from Dracunculus medinensis (Guinea worm), 2247 nucleotides. The record is from the annotation of a GenBank genome assembly. NCBI's taxonomy places the organism in Eukaryota, Metazoa, Nematoda, Chromadorea, Rhabditida, Dracunculidae.
AUGAACGAAUUUUCAUUUCCGUAUGAACCUUAUGCCAUUCAGUUAGAUUUGAUGCGAAUGAUUUGGAAAUGUAUCGACGAAAAGAAAAUUGGUAUUCUAGAGUCGCCUACUGGAACAGGCAAAUCCUUAAGUAUUAUUUGUUCAUCGCUAUCUUGGUUAAGGAAUUUCGAAGAAAAUGAACCGCUAAGGCUGAGAGACAAAAUUUUAAAGGCAGAAAACACUGGUCGAGAUGUUGAUGACUGGGUGGUUGCUUACAAAGCGAAAUUUGAGGCAAUAAAGUCGAUUGAUAAAGAAUCCAGAGAAUUGGAAGAAUUUGAAAAAAUCAGGGAAAAACUUAACGAUAUUAGUCGAAGGAAGUCGAUUAAGAAACGAAAGGCUGAAAGUGAUGACGAAAACUCACGGAUCGUUAAUGAAUUUGAUUUCAAUGCACCGGGGGAAUAUUCAAGCGAUGUAGAACUGGACGAUAGAAAAGUUACUGAAAAACUGUCUUGUACAAAAAUUUAUUAUGCAUCGCGUACUCAUUCACAGUUGGAACAGUUUGCUGCGGAAAUUAUGAAAACAACUUUACGUCCACGAAUUGUAACUGUUGGCUCACGCGAUAAAUUGUGCGUUAAUCCAGUCGUAAAGAGUCUUAAAAAUGUGAAUUUAAUCAAUGCGAAAUGCAUGGAACUUCGAGAUUCCAAAAAUUCCUAUAAGCAAUUUAAAAAGGAUGGGAACGAAAAGAUGUUGCGGAUAUCUGGAUGCUCGUGUUCCUACUAUAAAACAGAUUCGAUCAGUCGGCUUUCAAAUCGAAUUUUAAAUUGUGAACUUCCUACAAUGGCAUGUGUUCUUGAAGGAGGUGAAGAGCUUCAAGCAUGUUCAUACUUUGCUUCAAGAGAGUCUUUAUCUUUGUGCCAGAUCGUCCUUCUACCUUACCAGGUACUUCUUCAUCAGUCAUCUCGAGAAGCAUGGGGAAUUGACGUUGCCAAUAAUAUUAUUAUUAUUGAUGAAGCGCAUAAUUUGUUGCAAAAUAUCGCAGCUGUUCACUCUGUCAACCUUUUAGAAGACACAAUUUGCGAAUCGCUUUCGCUUUUAAGGAAUUAUCUUCAAAGCUAUAAGAACAGGUUCAAUGAAAAGAGUUUGCUAUAUCUUCGUCAACUUAUCAUUAUUGUAUCUGCACUGGGGAAAGUUUUGAAAAAGUACAGUUCAAAAAUAACCGAUUCGGUUUUUACAUUAACUCGAUUUCUUGCUGAGUUGAACAUUUAUGAAAUCAAUUUGUUCAAACUUCUUCAUUACAUAGAAAAAUCACAGUUAUGUCGGAAACUGAAUGGUUUUUAUGUGUGUGAGAAGAAUUCUGAAGUGAAAACCAGUUCAAUCAAUGUUAAUAAAUCAUUGGAAACUGGAAUACAACGAUUACUCCAAAAACGAAAUGACGCCAAAAAUUUUUCGAGUAAUAUUUUUGAAAAGGAUCAAAAUCAACUAGUCACAAAGGAUCAGCCAAAAUUAUCCACUUGCCCUAUAUAUCUCAUUAAAGAAUUUAUCGAAUGCUUAACAACUAUGGGUUAUGACGCGCGCAUAAUUAUUAAUCGGCCCAACAGGCUUAGGUUUAUCCUACUUAAUUCGGCAAAUAAAUUGCUGGAUUUGGUAAUCCCAGCACGUUCGACGAUUUUCAUUGGUGGUACUAUGGAGCCAUCUCAAUUUCUUAUGCAUUCACUUAUACAUACUUGUCAAGUACCAUCAGAUAGAAUUAUUCGCUAUUCAUGUGCUCAUAUUAUUGACGACAACCAGUUGGUUGCAGUUUCCAUUGAAAAUGAUCAUUUGGGCAAAGACUUAUGUUUCACGUUUAAUAAUCGAUGCACUUUGAUGAGAUCAAUCGCUUUUACAUUUUUGGAACUUGCAAAAGUUGUGCCAAAUGGUAUUGUGGUUUUUUUUCCUAGUUAUGAUUUUAUGGAUCUUUUCCAAACCGAUUUAAACAGAAUGGAUGUUUUUUUUCGUAUUUCUAAAUUGAAAAAUAUUUUAUUUGAAUCGAAACAUACGUCAGUGGCAUGGGAAAAAUACGUAACAUUAGCGAAAUCAGAUCGCGGUGCUAUAUUAUGUGCUGUUGUCAACGGUAAACUUAGUGAAGUGCUGCUACCACGAUAUCUGGUUGAUUGGCCAGUACUUGUUUGUGCCUGGAUGGAGAUCUCACAGGAUUUCUGCUCUAUUAUUCUCCAUGAUUUUCUGAGGAAUUUCUUAUCUAUGCCAUAUACUGAACAAAUAUUCCUGUAG